CUGAGUGCCGCACCUAAUACUGUCCCCCAGCGAAACUGUCUGGGGACAGGAAGAGAGCAUAGAGUGGAGAAAAAUCUGCAUUUUUAUGGUAAAUACCCCCAAGACCCGACUUCAGGACCCCACAGAGCUGCUAUUUACCUGUCUGUGAUCCUCGUUCUGCCGGAAGUACCCUGAUAACUCCCAUCACUACUAAGGCAGACACCUGAUACCCAGGGAGGGGCGGUAGUCUCUGUAGUGGCCCAGGACUGUGUCAGACCAUCUCAUUAGAUUUUCUUGAUUGCAGUUUUAUUUCUUUGCAAUCCCAGGAUAUCCCUGCGCAGCGCGUGAAGUUUAAUGUAAACACAGACGAGGUUCUUGUGUUUUCUCUGCCUCCUGAUGAAUAAAUCAGUGUGAGGGAAUCUAUUUAUAUGACAGAUCUAGAAAUCUAUACAUGGAAGAAAGAUUGAGGGAGGCAGCUGCUUUGGGGGACCUGGAAGAGGUGCAGACGCUUCUAAAAAGUGGGGCGAGCAUUAAUUCUCAGAAUGAAAUCAAUGGAUGGACUUGCCUUCACUGGGCAUGUAAAAGAAAUCACCUGCCAGUCGUCUCGUUCCUGUUAGAAUCAGGUGCGGAUAAAAAUAUUUUAACAAGCAAAGGAGAGCAUCCGGCGCAGCUGACAUCAAAAAAAGAUAUCAAGAAAAUAUUGGGAGUGGAAGAAUUAGAAGGCGAAGAUGUGAACCCCAGCUCGCAGUUACCCUUUGUUCCAAAUUAUUUAGCAAACCCCCCCUUUCCGUAUGCAUUUAACAGGGAAGCCUCUACCAAGGAGAAUAAUUCUGCGGUAUCUGCCAGCGAAAACGGCAGCCCGUGCGUCACGCCCCAGCCCGCAGCGAGUUUCCCCCUGGUGACAAACGGUGUGGAAAAUAUACACAUUUCUACCUCAUCGAAGAAGGAGGACAGUUUGCCGGCGCUGUUCUUUAACGGCGAUGUGCAGAUCCCGUCCGAAUGCACGCACUCUCCCGUACAGAAUGGACCCGCCUGCCAACCAGCCAUACCCCAGGGCCGAAGUAUGUUUUCCCCCGUCCCGUCCAGCAUGCCGCACGGCGGCUUCCACACAGGUCCUAUGCAAGUGUUCCAGCCGUUUUUCUUCACCGGAGCCUUUCCAUCAAACAUGAAAGAGUUGGUUCUCAAAGUGCGCAUUCAGAGCACCGCUUCCGGAGACAAUGACUUCAUCGAAGUCGAAAUGGACAGAGAAGAUCUCACGUACCGAGAGCUGCUCCGAGUGUGCUGCUACGAGCUCAAGAUCUGCACGGAGCAAGUGGAGAAAAUACGAAAAUUACCCAACACUAUCCUCCGGAAGGAUAAAGACGUGGCGAGACUCCAAGACUUCCAGGAGCUGGAACUGGUCUUGAAAAGCGACGGCGGUUUGUUUAGAACGUCGACGGCGCUGACCGAGAGACCCUGCUUCAACAAAAAGGCCUCGCAGCUCACGUACUGACCGGCGGCGGCAGCGCGGAGACCCAAAACUUUAUAAAAUAUUAGUAGAUAUUUAACAGUACCGAGGAAACCGACAUCGCGGUAAUGCUAGGAAUUUCACGAAGCACAACACUAAUAGAAACAAAAAAGGUAUUUUCUACUAAACCACUGAUUUUAUUUAUUUUUGAAGUCCGCGGGUUGCUUCAGUGUUAUCGGGGGAGACGUAGACUUUAUUUAGCUGAUAACUUUUAUUAUAAGGUAGCCUACGUGGUUUUCCCUCCCCGUAAACCUUCCCCGAGCCAUCAGGUAUCCGACUAUAACUGUUAGGGAUCUUCUUCUUAGCGCUGGACUUAGAACCUUUUAUUACGUUUAAAUAAGGGCCGGUGGGGGCUGCGUCUGGUUUUGUAGCCGUCCCCCCUCUAGCCCUUCCCUGAUGCGCCGCGCAGGGUAACCCGUAGAACCGCGGCGUUGUGCAGUCCGUUGAUUUUAAGGAAAAUAGAUACUUAUUGUUUACAAAUAAACAACUCUAACAUU
Molecule: messenger RNA, 1983 nt
Organism: Spea bombifrons (plains spadefoot toad)
Lineage: Eukaryota; Metazoa; Chordata; Amphibia; Anura; Pelobatidae
Gene: ANKRD40
Product: ankyrin repeat domain 40
Exons: 5
Coding region: 431-1471 (346 amino acids)
Molecular function (GO): protein binding
Source: RefSeq, a predicted model, not a curated record